AUCGCCAUCCACUCUCAUGCUCGUACCUGGUAGACAUAAGUAGAUAGCCUUCUGCUGUCUUGUAACUUAGUUUACAAUUUCUAUUCUCGUCCCUAUUGUAACGACUGGGCUCGAAGGGGAUUGACGGAGGUACGUUGGAAGCUGAGACGUCAGCACGAGGUACGAAGCAGAGCUGGUCGAGUCUACUUCGGAGACACUAGACAACAAGACUGUUAGGUAGUAGCAAUUCUACCUGUGCACGAAGUUGGUCAAUGAAGAACAAGGUAGCAGAAGGCUGUCCUUUUAUCUUCAUCAGACUAGAGCUAGAAGCAAGAAAGACAAGAGGUAGAACCCAUAAAAGAGUAAGACAAGAAACAGGGCCAAAGUACCAAAGACUGUGGGCGACGUCUAGCCAUGGCCAGACGCGCGAAGAGACAAGAGAUGUCUCAGAUUGGUCAGGCGAGAAUAAGAGACUUGAGCCAGAAGAAAGCAAGCAACUGUUGAAGAAGCUGAACGAGUUGUUCCAUGAGCUAGA
This is a messenger RNA of Protomyces lactucae-debilis, 514 nucleotides long. RefSeq lists its product as uncharacterized. Lineage: Eukaryota; Fungi; Ascomycota; Taphrinomycetes; Taphrinales; Protomycetaceae. The annotation marks the transcript as partial. The record is from RefSeq and is a predicted model, not a curated record. The transcript has 3 exons.